UUAUUUCUAUAAAAAAAAAUGACAGAUAUCCAUUCUUAAAGGAAAAGCGUGUAAAAAGUAUUUAAAUUUUUUAAAAUAGUAAGCAUAUAUUGAUGAUCUCUUUACAAAUGACAAUGAAAAUGAAGAUGAUAAAGAUUUAAUUAAAAUAUAUAACUCUGCUAAGAAAGAAAGAAAAACUAUAGAAGCUCACAAACAACUUUUAGAUAAUAGAGUUGCAUUAUUAAAAUAGGAGGAAAUACGUACAUUAAAAAAAAUAGAAGAAACUAGAAAAAAAGCAUUAGAAAUUUAUUAUCUAAAGAAAAAAAAUGAAGAGAAACUUAAAAAGGUAAAUAUUUAAUUUUGAUUCAUAGAAAGAAGAGGAAAAAGAAUCACUAUAAAAGAAACAAGAAUAAUAACAGCAAAUUAGAAAAUAGUAAGAAAAAGAGCACUAAUUGUUAAUUUAGAAACAUAGAAAUGAAAAAGCUCAAAAAGCAUUUAUAAUAAAAGAGCAAUCAAAGAAAAUUGAAUUGAGAAAAUAAAAUAUUUAGAAAUAAUCGUUAACAUCGUUGAAAGAAAAGAAUCAAAUUAUUAGAGAAUCAAGAGAUAUUAAUAGAGUGAGAGAAAGAAUAUAAAUGGAAAAAAGAGAAGCAAUUAAAGAUCAAUUAGGAAAAAAGUUAGAAUCUGAAUAGAAACUUAAAGAAAUAAAACAAAAAGGUAAUCUUAUUAAUACAGUCUAGAAAUUGAAUAAAUUGAAACCUAUGAAAUGGAUUUGUUAUAAAAAUUGUAAAAUACAUAAUAAAUGUAAAAAACUGCUUUUGAAGAAUUAGAAUCAGCUUUGACAAUGACGGCUAAAGAAUUUGCUGAAAAGUAUCUUUAACCAAAAUAAAAAGAGUAAUUUAAUUUUUAUUAAUUAGUGAUUAAAAUAAAGAAAUUUCUAAUUUUAAUUCAGAUGAUGAAGGAGCAUAAAAAGAUAAAGAACAUCCUCAUAUAAGUGAACCUUCAUAAGAUUAAUCUUCAAAAAUUUCUAUAUAAUAGAUUAAUGAGAUAAAUGAUUAAAAUCAACAAAAUGAUUCUAAUAAAGAUGAGAAUAAUUAUUAAGACAAUAAUUAGAAUAAAACUUAAAAAGAUGAAACCAAUUUAUUAAAUUAAAAUAAUAAUCAAUAAGAUGAAUAAAAUUAAAGUGAAAACGAAGAUUAAAAUGAGAUUCCAAACAUUCUAGAUUCUCCAAAAAAUAAAAUAGAGUAGGAUUCAUAAUAAUAAGAAUAAGAAGAAUGA
Messenger RNA from Paramecium sonneborni, 1254 nucleotides. Lineage: Eukaryota; Ciliophora; Oligohymenophorea; Peniculida; Parameciidae. The record is from the annotation of a GenBank genome assembly.